AUGUCGGAGACCAACACCCCCAACCCCGCCGACAACAAGGACGGCGCUGCCGCCGGCGGCAACGGCGAGGCGGCCGCGCCCGUGGAGCACCUCAACAUCAAGGUGACGGACAACAACAACGAGGUCUUUUUCAAGAUCAAGCGGACGACGAAGCUGGAGAAGCUGAUGACGGCAUUCUGCGACCGGCAGGGCAAGUCCCUGUCGUCGGUGCGGUUCCUGUUUGACGGCCAGCGCGUUCAGCCGAGCGACACGCCGGACACGCUGGAAAUGCAAGACUCGGACACGCUGGAGGUGCACCAAGAGCAGCUGGGUGGUGGCAACUAG
Molecule: messenger RNA, 324 nt
Organism: Sporothrix schenckii 1099-18
Lineage: Eukaryota; Fungi; Ascomycota; Sordariomycetes; Ophiostomatales; Ophiostomataceae
Product: SUMO family protein SMT3
Exons: 2
Coding region: 1-324 (107 amino acids)
Biological process (GO): protein sumoylation
Cellular component (GO): nucleus; septin ring
Molecular function (GO): ubiquitin-like protein ligase binding; protein tag activity
Source: RefSeq, a predicted model, not a curated record